Molecule: messenger RNA, 1383 nt
Organism: Lichtheimia ornata
Lineage: Eukaryota; Fungi; Mucoromycota; Mucoromycetes; Mucorales; Lichtheimiaceae
Exons: 6
Coding region: 1-1383 (460 amino acids)
Biological process (GO): tRNA import into mitochondrion; protein targeting; protein import into mitochondrial matrix
Cellular component (GO): mitochondrial outer membrane translocase complex; mitochondrial outer membrane
Molecular function (GO): transmembrane protein transporter activity; protein binding
Source: RefSeq, a predicted model, not a curated record
AUGGCAGAAAACAACCAGAACCAGCUUCUUGGUAUGAAACCAAAGACGGCCGCGUUGGUGAGCGUCGGCGUUGUUGCAAGCGCAUUGCUCGGCUACCUUGUCUACUUUGAUCACAAGCGACGAUCCGAUCCUCACUUGAAGAAGCAACGAAAGCGCGAGAAGAAGGAAAAGAAGAAAAAGGAACAAGCUGCUGAAGAGGAAGCCAAGGCAUCCAAGGCGCGCUUGAUUGAAACCGUGUUGGACGCUGUUGCCAAGGAGACUCUCCCCACGACUGCAGAGGCUAAGGAGCAAUACUUUAUGUCCCAGGUGGCUGCUGGUGAGCAACUCUGCAAUGCUGGUCCUGAAUUCUACGAGCAAGCAGUGUUGCCAUUCUACAAGGCUCUCAAGGUGUAUCCCGCUCCUUUGGAAUUGAUCAUGAUCUACCAAAAGACUGUUCCAGAACCCGUCUUCCAAACCGUUGUUCAAAUUAUGGCCCUUGAACAAACCAAGCGUCAAGCCAAGUUCUAUGAAGAUUUCCCUCCCAAGGAUACUCAUGUGCGUUUGGCUGAGUUACCUGCUGGUGAGACUCCUGAAGGCAAACCCAUUGUGCGUCGUGGUCUUGUUGCCAAUGAGGAUUUGGAAGAAGGUCAAGUCAUUUACACUGAGUCUCCUCUUGUCUCUGGUCUUUAUCCAUCCUUCGAGGGAUCCUACUGCAAUUACUGUCUCAAGAAGGUCACUGAUGAAAACAAGGUUGCUUGCGAGAACUGUGACAAGAUUGUGUACUGCAGCAAGGAAUGCGAGAAUACAGCUACUGAAUCAUAUCACCGACAUUUGUGCUCCAAGGAUGAAAAGGCAUUGACGUUUGUGAAUUACGCCAAUGAAAAGCAAACAAAGUAUCCCACUAUGGUUGCCAAAUUCUUGACCACGAUGGUAGCCGAAGAAGUCGAGCGCACACGUACAGGAAAGACUGUCGAAUACAACGCUUGGGAUCACAUGGAUCGUUUCCGCUACCUUGAUACCCAGGGCAAUGAUGACACCAAAAAGGAAAUCGAGAUGCUCAAGGAUUUGCUUGGUUCCAAGGUCACUGGCAUCAAUGAAUUCUUGACGGAUGAGAUCUACUUGAUGCUCAAGGGCAAGUUACUGUACAACGCAUAUGCUGUCAACAUUGCCGAUGAUACUGUUGAGGUUCCUGAAACGAGUGAGCACAUGCGUAAGACUGAAACUGAAAAGAAGCCUGUUGGUGCCGCAUUGUACAAGAUUUCCACCUACAUUGGUCAGUCCAAGGAGGAGCCUAAUGUCAAGGUGGUGUUUGGUGACAACCAUGACAUCAGCAUUGUUGCUACUAAGGCCAUUUCCAAGGAGACUGAAAUUACUGCAGACUACACCUUGCCCGUUCCUGUUUAA